This is a messenger RNA of Didymodactylos carnosus, 1722 nucleotides long. Lineage: Eukaryota; Metazoa; Rotifera; Eurotatoria; Philodinida; Philodinidae. The record is from the annotation of a GenBank genome assembly.
GGGUGAAUUUAUCAUUUAUGUAGGCCCAAACUCUCAUGAUGUACAAUCAAUUUCCAUUCAUUGGUCAAUGUGACUUUAUCUCAUACGACGAUAUUUUGGGUAAACAAAUAAAACAUAUCGUAAAACAAUGGAAAUUAUACAAUAUGAAAUCAAAUAUGUGCAUUUUUUAUGAGUAAAACUUUUCAUCGUGGUUUGUCAUUGAAAAGAGAAAAUAUGAACGCUAUCUCCUUUUAUUCUUUCAUCCACAUUAUAAAUUUAAUCCUUUAUGUCUUCAGGGCUUUAAUGCUUGGUUUUGCGUCAGCCACUUAUGAAAAUGGAACAUGUGAGACCUCAAUAUGACUUUCUCACGCUCCAAAAAAAUUACUUUUCACUUUAAAAAAGGAAAAUUUUCAUAAUUUAAAUUUAAAAUCAAAAUUUGAAAAUUAUAUUGCCCAAAAUUCUCAUCAGAAAUCACACGACCAAACAGUGAGACAGAAAAUGAGCUCAGACGGUAAAGAAAAUCAACAAUGACCAAGAAAACGAACCCGAAAUCCCAGCAAAAUAUGAUCUUUCGUUUUGUACAAUCAGCACUCUACAGUUUAAAUAAUAAUUUCAUUAGCUGACACAAUUUGAAAGAGUACAUAUUUAUCGUACAUAUUUUUGAAAAGUUAUUGAAUAAAAGCUUUUCCUGAAGUAUCUAAACAAAUUACAUUUUUUCGAAAAUAUUCUUUGUUUUAUAAAGACUAUUAAAAUAAAGAAUAUAUAUAAAUAUUCGUCAUUUCUCAUAUUUUUUUAUUCAAAGCUUUUUUACAAAAGAAUUCCUUAUUCAUCCUAGAAAUAUUUUAAUGAUAUCUUUGUGUGUGAACCUUGAGCGCACUUUGUAUUUUUCCAACUAUAUGCAAAGAUAUUCAGGAGAAAAUAUGAACAGCUGAAACUUUGACAGGAGUUGAAAGGUGCACAUGGUCAUUAUAACAAAAUUUUUCCAUACCUUUUUUAUUUGAACGGUAAGGCUUUGAUUUUUCGGUUCACUGCAUAAUGAUCUUAAAUGUUUUUCAGUCAAUCUUUUACUCUAUAUCAUUGAUUUCUUUCAAGGAGAAUCAUUACGAUUUGAUACUGAAGAAACACCGAACAUUCAAACCUUUUACAUACGUGCGGUUUUAAGGAUACCAACCUAUUUCAUAUGGACAGUGGUUGAAAAACCUGCUUCUACUUACUUUCCCGAUAUUUAUAGCAUCAAUUCAACAGCGACCAUCUAUUGGUUUAAUGCUUUACUGACAAAAAAAUUUGAAAGUUUUGGAUUUCAUAUUUCAGCCAUAUUUUUGAAAAUAAUACCUGUUUGCGUUUUAAUUACAUUUAGUCUUUUACUUAUACACUCUAUUCGUAGUGCCCGAAGAAUCCGUCAACAUCUUCAACAAGGAAAAAAAACCCGUCGUUAUUCAUCAUCAUUGGGUAACUCUACUCGUGAAUUACGUACAACAACAAUGUUAGUAUUAAUUACAAUAUUUACUGCAUUUGUCGAAUUACCACAAGGUCUGUUAUUUAUUGCUAGUGCAAUUGAUAAAAAGUUUUAUUUAGUCUAUAGUCUGUUGGGUGAUAUUUGGGAUCUGUUAAGUAUAGCAUCGAGUUUUAUUACAUUUAUUAUGUAUUGCUCAAUGAAUUAUAUAACCCUGUACACUUGUAAACGAAAUCGGUGGCUCAUUGCGCAAUACAUUAUAAAUGUAAUAAAACUCGAUGCUAUACUUA